Molecule: messenger RNA, 2359 nt
Organism: Alternaria rosae
Lineage: Eukaryota; Fungi; Ascomycota; Dothideomycetes; Pleosporales; Pleosporaceae
Product: siderophore iron transporter mirB
Exons: 2
Coding region: 79-1926 (615 amino acids)
Biological process (GO): transmembrane transport
Molecular function (GO): transmembrane transporter activity
Source: RefSeq, a predicted model, not a curated record
GUACCUUGUCUUAUCAAUCUCCUCAUCUCAUCUCCAUCACGGCCUCUCUUUUGGUGUACUUUUAUACCUGUCACCAAGAUGGGUUUCACCUUCAAGGGAUUGACUACCAGUGCAUUGGUCUCUGGCAACACCGCCAACACCAAUGCCAAUGAGAAAGAUAUUGCUGACGUGCCCGCUUCCUACCAGGGCCAUACCAGCAUGGAUGCUGCCCGCCCUGACGAGAAGGUUGGCAGCCCGAGGGAAUCUGCCAGGAGCCGAGACUCAGAUGAAGAGCUGAACAAAGUCGAUACCACCGCAGAGGCUGGUGUUCAAAGUGCGCAGGCUGCUUCGCUCUUGUGGAAGAAGCGUGACUUGAUCCUCGCGUACAUUGCCAUGUGGUUCAUCCAGUUCUUCACUGCCUACGCAUCCAGUACCUCAAGUACCCUCGGACCCUACGUCACCAGCGACUUCCAGAAGCACUCUUUGACCGCCCUGACCACCGUCAUCUCCUCCAUCGUCGGCGGUAUCUGGAAACUCCCGUAUGCCAAAAUUCUCAACAUCUGGGGCCGACCUUUCGGUCUCGGCCUGGGCGUAGCCAUCUACGUCGUCGGUCUCAUCUUGAUGGCAAGCUGCAACAACGUCAAAGCCUACUGCGCGGCACAGACCUUCUUCUACGUCGGCUCCAACAGUAUCGACUUCUUCAUCACCGUCUUCAUCGCUGAUACCUCCAAGUUGCGGAACCGAGCACUGUUCAUCGGAUAUGCGUCCUCCCCAUGGCUCAUCACUACCUGGAUCUACGGAUAUGGCAUCAAUAGCAUCACAGCGCCUGGCGGCAUUGGCUGGCGAUGGACUUUUGGUAUCUUUGCCAUCAUUGCGCCCAUCGUCACAUCACCUCUCAUGCUCCUAUUCAUCAUCUACGAAGGCAAGGCACGUAAACAGGGUCUCAUCACGCCCCGGCCCAGCCGCGGUAAUUUUGUCCAAACGCUCAAGUACUACCUCCGCGAAUUCGACGCUGUUGGUCUUCUGCUCCUCGCCGCUGGGCUUUCGCUCUUCCUGCUCGCCUUCAACAUCUACUCCUACCAGGCCAAACAAUGGGCGUCGCCUCUAAUCAUCUGCUUCCUCGUGUUCGGUGCCCUCCUUGUCGUCGCAUUCGGUCUAUGGGAGAAGUAUGGUGCACCAGUCACCUUCAUCCCAUGGCCACUGCUCAAGAACCGAACCGUCAUCUUCACCUACACCAUGGCUGGCUCCCUGUACAUCGGCUGGUACUGCUGGGACUCGUACUUCUACUCGCUUCUUAUCGUCUUGUUCGACCAGAUUCCUGUACACGCCACUUGGAUCGCCAACAUCUACACCAUGGGCAGCUGCUUCUGCUCCAUCGCUUACGGACUCUUGCUACGAUACUACGGAAAGCUCAAGAUCUACUCUCUGUUCUUGGGUGUACCUCUUACCAUGCUCGGUGUUGGUCUCAUGAUCAAGUUCCGCCAGCCCGACGAAAACAUUGGUUACAUUGUCAUGUGCAUGAUCUUCAUCGCCUUCGGUGGUGGUAUCUUGGUCAUCUCUGAGCAGACCACCCUCAUGGCUGUGUCUAAGCAACAGGACUUCCCGGCGCUCCUGGCCGUCGAGUCUAUGAUCAUCUCCAUCGGAAGCGCUAUUGGUUCCACUGUUGCGGGUGCUAUCUGGACCGGUGUCUUCCCUGCUCGUCUCAUGGCUAACCUGCCUGAGAGCGCCAUGGACAAUUUCGCCGCCAUCUACGGCGAUUUCAACGUUCAGGACAGCUACCCUGUCGGCACCCCGACUCGUGAUGCCAUCAACCUCAGCUAUGGUCAGACACAGAAGUACAUGCUCAUAUCGGCUGUUUGCGUCUAUUGCAUCACUCUUUUCAGUGUUGGCCUGUGGCAGAACGUCGAUGUCAGGACCAUGAAGCAGAGGACUAUUGGUCUGUUGUAGAUUUUCUAUGGCUUUCAACGUUCUUUCCGCAUGCAUUGCAUUGGCGGCGUCUUGUUCUCUUGAUGUUUCUUGCAUUGCAUAGCAAAAGGCUGUUGAACGAAUGUACCUCUUGCAUCUCACGAUGAUAACGGCUUCACAGUAAUGAACUAGUAGUUGUUGUUCGAAUCUGCAUCCCAUGCUUCUCACGAACACCGUGUACGCCGUAUGUAUAUGCUUGUUGUAUGCUUCCUAAAGACCUCGCCUCAUGUAUUUGGAUAUCUAAAUGGUGGUGCUUAUGACACCAGCUCUCGGAAAGAAAGCUCGGGUAUGACGCAAAAGAAUCACGCAAAUGAAUCUACAAGAAGACAACCACACUCAAAGCCAACGCAGUCAUGUACCCAAGGGUAGCAGUUAGCGAGCUGGCAGCGCCUGUCGCGCUAGUUUCUGCACUCUU